UGUUCUUUUGAUGGCGGGGAUUUUGUUAUCGUUGAAGUUCUCCAAAUUAGCAGUGAAUUGUUAAUACAACAAUGAUUCCAGAGAUUGUGUUUAAUCCACGGAGGACAACGUGUUGGUUAACAGGCCUUUGCUUUAGGUUUCACUGAGUUAAACGACUCGCAGAGUCAUAGAACAACAUUUAUAAGGUCACGAAAAUAUUAAACAGUUCCCCCGGGCCUUGACGUGUCCGUUUUGGGAAAUUACUUGUUAGCGUGGACAUGGCUGAAAACGGUGUUGAACUAGAAUUGAAAGAUGUUGCAGUAACGAGAAGCGAAAAGCUGAGCUCCCCGAGCACACAGCGUCCCAAUUACGAGUCGCUGAAAGAACACAACGACAACAAUGAAAAUGUGGAACAAACAUUCACUUUGUCUGAAGCUGUGGAGACAAUUGGAAUGGGAAAAUUCCAGAUCUUACUUAUUCUUAUGGCUGGCUUUGUCAAUAUGUGCGAUUCCUUGGAGCUAUUGUUGCUUGCUGUUUUGAGUCCAACAAUUCACUGUCUGUGGCAUUUGUCAUCAUGGGAAGAGGCUUUCAUUACUACAAUUGUUUUUGUUGGUAUGUCUGUUGGCUGUCCUGUGUGGGGCUGGUUAUCUGAUAAUUUAGGACGAAAAAGUAUGAUUAUUAUAAGUGCGAGCUGGCUGUGCUAUUUUGGUUUCAUCAGUUCUUUUUCACCACACUACUUCUGGCUUGUUGCAUUAAGAUGCUUGGUGGGAUUUGGAAUUGGUGGUAUACCAACAAUGUACACACUUCUAAUUGAAUUUCUCCCCAUCCAUUUGAGGUCAUACAUUAUCUUGUGCCUUGCUUUUUUCUGGGCACUUGGAUCAACUUUUAUGGUAGUUGUAGCACUUAUUGUCAUGCCCACACUUGGCUGGAGGUGGAUGACUGCUUUUGCAACAGUCCCUGUUAUUAUAUUCAUUAUUUUAUGUAGGUGGUUGCCAGAAUCACCUCGGUAUCUGAUUACUGCAGGUGAAAAAGAAAAAGGAAUGGAGGUAUUGGAGCGCAUGGCCAGAAUCAAUGGCUCCAAGCUUCCACCAGGAACUCUUAAAAUUGAAACACAGACUGUUGAACGAGUGAAAAUCCAAGUUCUUUUUAACUCAGAAUAUAGAUUGACAACCCUUCUUCUCUGGCUAACUUUUUUCACUUCUGGAUUUUUGUACUAUGGUGUUGUGUUGAUGUCAGCCCAAGUUCUUCAGCAAGUCAGGCCAGAUGAAAGUAUUUGUGAUCUAGAGAGUUUGUCUACUACUACUACUGAAUGUGGCUGCCAACUUCUUACAGUCAAUGAUUAUAUGAAUCUUCUUUGGACAACAGUUGCGGAGUAUCCUGGGAUAUUGUUUACAAUGCUCUUUAUGGAGAGGCUUGGUAGAAAAAAAACUUUGGCUGUAGAGUUCUUUAUAAUAGCUGCAUGCUUGGGACUCAUGUUUAUUUGCACAGGAAGAACUUUACUGCUGGUACUUUUAUUCCUGGCUCGUGGGAUGUCAUUAGGUGUCUUCCAAGGGUUUUUCGUUUAUGCCCCUGAGGUUUAUCCCACAGUCAUCCGAUCAUUAGGAUUUGGCUUUUGUUCUACCUGGGCUCGUUUUGGAGGAAUGUUAACACCUUACAUAGCUCAGGUAUUGCUGCGAGUGUCCUGGAACUUGUCUCUUGUUGUUUAUAUAUCCUUAAGCAUGAUGUCUUUAGUUGCAACACUACUGCUUCCAUAUGAAACAAAGGGACGACCUAUGCAGGAAAUGUGACAAAAUGACUCUACUUGUUUAGAACACCAUAGUUUAAUACUUAGUAGUUUGAUUUACAAAGUAUUUAAAUUUCCGAAAAAAAUAAAUGCACAAUCAACAAUGGUUUUUAAGGGGGUAAGUUUCUAAAGAAAUUGUGGUGCUGCUCAAUGGGAUAUGACAAGAUAAUUUGGUUUUAUCUACUGGGUUGAUAAGGUAAAUUGGCCACAGUAGAGAGGUCCUAAAGCUAACGUUUUCAGCGUUAGCCGUUUGCUAAUUGACAUUCUCAACUCGCUAAAACUAAAUUAUCCAACAACAGUUUAUUGUGUUUCACGUCCUCAGACCCUGUUCCUCUAACUUUGAACUGGUAGAAAUAGGACACG
This is a messenger RNA of Pocillopora damicornis (cauliflower coral), 2125 nucleotides long. Its product is annotated as synaptic vesicle 2-related protein. Gene Ontology annotation, biological process: transmembrane transport. Gene Ontology annotation, molecular function: transmembrane transporter activity. The record is from RefSeq and is a predicted model, not a curated record. Lineage: Eukaryota; Metazoa; Cnidaria; Anthozoa; Scleractinia; Pocilloporidae. Gene Ontology annotation, cellular component: membrane.